Messenger RNA from Ipomoea triloba (trilobed morning glory), 1828 nucleotides. RefSeq names its product probable LRR receptor-like serine/threonine-protein kinase At4g36180. Lineage: Eukaryota; Viridiplantae; Streptophyta; Magnoliopsida; Solanales; Convolvulaceae. The record is from RefSeq and is a predicted model, not a curated record. Gene Ontology annotation, molecular function: protein binding. The transcript has a single exon. The coding region runs from base 32 to 1543 and encodes 503 amino acids.
UGCAAACCAUUGACUUAUAAGUUUCAAUGAAAUGCUUGGGGGUUCUUUGCCAGACUUCCCGGAAAAUAGAUCUCUCAAGAGCCUCAAACUUCGGUGGACAAUGUUUUCUGGGAAUUUACCCCAGUCCAUAGGAAACCUCACACUGCUGUCCCAUAUUGACCUUACAGUUUGCCAUUUUAGUGGACCAAUCCCUGCUUCUAUUAUAAAGCUUAGCAAGCUUGUUGAGCUGAGCUUGUCCGGAAAUUCAUUUUCAGGACCCAUUCCAGCAUCACUAUUUUUCCUGCCAUCACUUCAAACCUUAUCUCUGAGUUGGAACAAACUUUCUGGUCAUCUAACUGAAUUACGAAAUGUGACUUCUCCACUUGAAUCUCUUGAUUUGUGGGACAACAACUUGGAAGGGACAAUACCUUCAUUCUUCUUUCGACUUCAAAGCCUUACAUCACUAGAUCUAUCAUCAAACAAUUUUUUUGGUCAAAUGAUUGAUUUGCAAAAUGUGACUUCUCCAUUGCAAUCUCUUGAUUUAAGUAGCAAUGACUUUGAAGGGACAAUACCUCUGUUCUUCUUUCGACUUCAAAGCCUUACAUCACUAGAUCUUUCAUCAAACAAAUUUUUUGGUCGUUUGAUUGAUUUGCAAAAUGUGACUUCUCCAUUGCAAAUUCUUGUUUUGAGCGACAACAACUUGGAAGGGACAAUACCUUUGUUCUUCUUUCACCUUCAAAAUCUUACAUCACUAGAUCUUUCAUCAAACAAAUUUUUUGGUCAAAUGAUUGAUUUGCAAAAUGUGACUUCUCCAUUGCAAAUUCUUGAUUUGAGCAACAACAACUUGGAAGCGACAAUACCUUCAUUCUUCUUUCGACUUCAGAAUCUUACAGUGCUCGAUCUUUCAUCAAACAAAUUUUUUGGUCGAAUGAUUGAUUUGCAAAAUGUGACUUCUCCAUUGCAAUCUCUUGAUUUGUGGGACAACAACUUAGAAGGGACAAUACCUCCAUUCCUAUUUCAACUUCAGAAUCUUACAAUGUUCGAUCUUUCAUCAAACAUAUUUGACGGUAUUGUACAUCUAACCAAAUUUAAAAGUCAGUAUUUUGACACUGUUGACUUUUCCCAUAACAAUUUGGUAAUUGAGACAACCAUAAGCACAUCAGAACUUCCCUUACUCCCUCUGUUUGGAGAGUUAAAUUUGGCCUCCUGCAAUUUGCAAAAAAUUCCUGAUUUUUUGAAAAGCCAAUCUAAAUUGCGGUGGUUAGAUCUUUCCAACAACACUAUUAAUGGAGAAAUUCCUAACUGGAUAUGGGGAAUUGGUAAUGGGAAACUCUCUGGCCUCAAUCUUUCUCACAAUCGUUUGACGCAUAUGAAAGAGCCAAUGGAAUACAGUUCUCUUACUUCCCUUGAUCUAAAUUCUAAUAUGCUAAGUGGACAGAUUCCACGACCACCACCUUGGGCACUGUAUUUAGACUUCUCCAACAACAAUUUCUCCAUGAUUCCUCUUGAUUUGCUGAUCAAAUCCCAGAUGUCUAUUUCUUUUCCAUUGCAAAAAAUAGAGUAAGUGGAAAGAUCUCAACUUCCUGGUGUCGAGCAGCCAAUCUGGAAGUGCUUGACUUGUCCCACAAUGCUUUGCAUUGCACAAUACCAUCAUGUCUGGUUCAAAAUAACAGCAUUCUUGUUGUAGUGAAUCUUAGAGGAAAUCAUUUAAGUGGUUUCUUUAGAGGAAAUCAACACAGUUGUUCUUUAGAGACAUUGGAUCUUAGUCAAAAUCUCUUAGAAGGGAAAGUUCCUCCUUCCUUGAUCAACUGCACAGAGCUUAAGAUCUUAAAUCUUGGAAACAACAAAA